Molecule: messenger RNA, 2184 nt
Organism: Aethalodelphis obliquidens (Pacific white-sided dolphin)
Lineage: Eukaryota; Metazoa; Chordata; Mammalia; Artiodactyla; Delphinidae
Product: integrator complex subunit 10-like
Biological process (GO): snRNA processing
Cellular component (GO): integrator complex
Source: RefSeq, a predicted model, not a curated record
AUGUCGGCCCAGGGCGACUGCGAGUUCCUGGUGCAGCGAGCCCGCGAGCUGGUGCAGCAGGACCUAUGGGCUGCCACGGCUUGGCUGAUCACGGCCUGCAGCCUCUACCCCGCCGACUUCAACAUCCGUUUAUUUGAAACUCUUCCUGGUGGGGUCCAGUGUGAAAUGUUACUACAGGUUACGGAACAAUGCUUCAACACUUUGGAACGAUCAGAAAUGUUGCUUCUACUUUUGAGACGAUUCCCUGAAACAGUGGUACAGCAUGGAGUUAGCCUUGGGGAGGCACUGUUGGAGGCUGAAACUAUUGAAGAGCAAGAAUCUCCUGUUAACUGUUUUAGAAAAUUAUUUGUGUGUGAUGUCCUUCCUCUAAUAAUUAACAACCAUGACAUUCUGUUGUCUGCCAAUCUGGUGUAUAAGUACUUGAACAAAGCAGCUGAAUUUAAUAUCAAUUAUGUCACUAGAUCUACUCAAAUAGAGAGUCAGCGUCAAGGUGCCCAAGAAACGUCUGAUUUAAUGUCACCGAACAAACGUAGCUCUCAGAAGUACAUAAUAGAGGGGCUGACUGAAAAAUCAUCCCAGAUCAUGGACCCUUGGGAGAGGUUGUUCAAGAUUUUGAAUGUUGUUGGAAUGAGAUGUGACUGGCCAAUGUAUAACGGAAGACGAAGCUAUGGUGAUAUUUUGCAUAGAAUGAAGGAUCUCUGCAGAUACAUGAACAACUUUGAUAACGAAGCUCAUGCGAAAUAUAAAAACCAAGUGGUUUAUUCCGCUAUGUUGGUCUUCUUUAAGAAUGCAUUUCAGUAUGUCAACAGCAUACAGCAGUCUCUGUUCCAGGGUCCUAAUGCCCCUAGCCAAGUUCCACUGGUUCUUCUGGAAGACAUAUCAAAUGUAUAUGGUGAUGCAGAAAUUGAUCGCAAUAAACACAUACAAAAAAGGAAACUAGCUGAGAGGAGAGAAAAACCCAUGAGUUCGGACGAUGAAGACUGUUCAGCAAAAGGAAGGAAUCGUCACAUUGCUGUCAAUAAGGCAGAACUUGCUAACUCAAUCGAGGUGUUGGAAAGCUUUAAGCUGGCCAGAGAGAGCUGGGAGCUGCUCUAUUCCCUGGAAUUCCUUGACAAGGAAUUUAUAAGAAUUUGUAUGGCGUGGAAGACGGAUACUUGGCUUUGGUUGAGAAUCUUCCUCAAUGAUAUGAUCAUCUAUCAGGGUCAAUAUAAAAAGGCCAUAGCGAGCCUGCACCACUUGGCAGCUCUCCAGGGACCACUUCCUCAGCCACAGAUCUCGGGACAGGGGACCUUGGAGCAUCAGAGGGCACUCAUCCAGCUGGCGACCUUCCACUUUGCCUUGGGAGAGUACAGAAUGACCUGUGAGAAAGUCCUUGAUUUGAUGUGCUACAUGGACCUCCCCAUCCAGGACGGAGGCAAGUCACAGGAAGAACCCUCAAAAAUAAAGCCCAAGUUUAGAAAAGGUUCAUAUCUGAAGCUUCUGCCUUGUACCAGCAAGGCUAUCAUGCCCUAUUGCCUGCACUUAAUGUUAGGUUGUUUUAAGCUUAGAGCCUUCUCAGACAGCAGAGACGACAUGGUGCUGGGGCAUGUGAUCGUGCUGCUUCAGCAGGAGUGGCCGUGGGGAGAGACCCUUUUCUUGAAAGCCGUCAAUAAGAUUUGCCAGCAAGGAAACUUCCAAUAUGAGAAUUUUUUCAAUUAUGUUACAAAUAUCAACAUGCUGGAGGCAUUCGCCUACCUGAGAACUCAGGAAGGUGGGAAGAUCCAUCUGGAACUACAGCCCAAUCAAGGAAUGCUGAGCAGGCACCACACAGUCACCCGGGGCAUCACCAAGGGCGUGAAGGAGGACUUCCGCCUGGCCAUGGAGCGCCAGGUGUCCCGCUGUGGGGAGAAAUUGAUGCUGGUGCUGUACAGGUUCUGCGUCAACGAGAAGAUCUUGCUGCUCCAGACUCUGGCCUCACCGGCCCUCCCGCCAGAGGCAGCCCACAGUCGCGGGGCUCUGGGGAGACAUGAAGCGCAGCUGAGCGUUGCAGUCAUCGCUCUUCAAAAGAAGAAGACCAUCGGUGUUUUAACUCAUUGGUUGCUUAGAAGUAGUUCCCAACAGUCCAAGAAGCUAUUUCUAUUUUUGUCAUAUUUUGAAAUUUUUGUAAAACAAAAGAACCUGUUUUGUAAAUAAAAUCAUCCUAAA